AUGGCGACAGACACAAUGAAGGCCGUCGUGAUUCGCACCAAAGGCGGUCCGGAAGUGCUUAAAGUCGAGGAACGCCCAGUCCCCAAGGCCGAACCUGGUCAGGUCCUCAUUCGCGUCAAAGCGUUUGGCCUCAACCGCUCAGAGAUGUUCACCCGUCAGGGACAUUCUCCUGGUGUUGAUUUCCCCAGAAUUUUAGGCAUCGAAGCUACUGGUAUCGUGGAGCACGCUCCAGGCGGCGAGUUCGAAAAGGGGCAGAUUGUCAUGACCGCCAUGGGUGGAAUGGGCCGUCAGUUUGAUGGCGGAUAUGCUCAGUACACUGUUGUGCCGAUAAAUCAAGUAAAAGCUAUCACGACACCAACAAAGCUUGGAUGGGAUGUUCUUGGGGCCAUGCCUGAAAUGUUUAACACCGCUUAUGGUGCUAUAACAAAGUCGUUGCAGGUGACAAAGGGGGAUCGUUUGCUCAUAAGAGGUGGAACGACGUCAGUCGGCCUCGCUGCGCUGGGGAUUGCCAAGGGGCUUGGUGCACAUGUGGCUACCACAAGUCGACGAGCUGAUAGAGAACAAUUGCUACGCGAAUACGGCGCCGAUGAUUUCUUCGUCGACGACGGCGCCAUUGCAGCGCAGAUCAAAGAUCAAGACAAGAAAUAUAAUAAAGUCCUCGAACUAGUCGGCACAGUCAGCUUGAAGGACUCUCUUCAAUGUGCAUCAAAGGGUGGAAUCGUCAGUCAGGUCGGCAUCGUGGGCAAUCUGUGGACGCUCGACAAUAUGAAUCCGAUGGAGUUUAUCCCGCGAUACGUUCAUUUAACUGUUUUCGGUGGCUGGAUUGAGGAGUUCAUGGACACCCCUUUUGAUGAUAUUAUUCAGCAGGUGGAGGCUGGCAAGCUUAAAAUCAAAGUGGGCAAGGUGUUCCAUAUCGACCAGAUUGCUGAGGCACACCAGUGCAUGGACGAUAAUUUGGCCGAGGGGAAGAUUGUCGUUCUGACGGACUGA
Talaromyces atroroseus is the source of this 990-nucleotide messenger RNA. RefSeq lists its product as hypothetical. NCBI's taxonomy places the organism in Eukaryota, Fungi, Ascomycota, Eurotiomycetes, Eurotiales, Trichocomaceae. Gene Ontology annotation, molecular function: oxidoreductase activity. The transcript has a single exon. The record is from RefSeq and is a predicted model, not a curated record. The coding region runs from base 1 to 990 and encodes 329 amino acids.